This is a messenger RNA of Tachysurus fulvidraco (yellow catfish), 1820 nucleotides long. It is a transcript of the gene hs3st1l1, whose product is annotated as heparan sulfate (glucosamine) 3-O-sulfotransferase 1-like1. The record is from RefSeq and is a predicted model, not a curated record. Gene Ontology annotation, molecular function: [heparan sulfate]-glucosamine 3-sulfotransferase activity. Bases 377 to 1444 code for a protein of 355 amino acids. The transcript has 2 exons. NCBI's taxonomy places the organism in Eukaryota, Metazoa, Chordata, Actinopteri, Siluriformes, Bagridae.
ACAGCAACGCAAACACUUCCUCGCACGGCAUAGUGAGUACUUUGAAAGGGAGGGGAGAGAAACCCCACGGAGCUCAGUUUCCUCCCGCUCGCACGAUCAGGCAUGUGCACAGACUAAAAAAGUGAUGAGACUGAGAGAAACAGAUGCCGACGCCGCCGCACUUCUCCUUCAUAUUCCGGUGGAAGCAGUGCUGAGAGCGCGCGUGGUGUUUUCCUGCGGUUCUCCAAGUGUGACUCACGGCGCUCCUGCUAAACCUCUCUGCUGAUGGUGCAGCAAUGAUUCCGGCUUCCAACGCCGACUGCAUGGAAGAUUUCUUGCAGACCAGAGGUUACUCAUCCUCCACUUUCUCCUGCCCACCCAAGAUGGCUUGCCAUGAAUGCCACUCACAACUGCCAGCCUGACUGUGCCCUGGCUCUGUGAUCUCCCUGAGACUUUUCCCCAGUGUACUGCUACAACGCCGCCAAUUACCAUUCCCAUCUGUUGGCUGCCCUUCUCCCUGCUGCUCUCUCUGUCCAUGGCUGCCCUGCUGGGAUCUGUGUUCCUUCUGGUCCUACAGACAUAUGCUGCGCCUCCAGAUUUUAUCCAGAUGUGGCCCAGUGCACCAACCUCAGGCCCUGGAUAUCUGGAUAAUGAGACAGUCACCCCAUCCUUGGUGCCCCCACCUGGCACCAGCAAGCACCUCCCUCACAGCAUUAUCAUUGGUGUCCGUAAAGGUGGCACGCGUGCUCUUCUGGAGAUGCUGGACAUUCACCCUGAAGUAGCAGCAGCAGCUACUGAAGUUCACUUCUUUGACUGGGAUGAAAACUAUGCCAAGGGCCUAGAGUGGUACCAUGACCUUAUGCCGUAUUCAUAUCCUCACCAGAUAACCAUUGAAAAGACUCCAGGCUACUUCACCUCACCUUCAGCUCCACCCCGUAUCCAUGCCAUGAACUCCUCAAUGAAACUCCUGCUCAUCUUGAGAGACCCGGUCGAGCGAGUGAUCUCCGAUUACACGCAGGUGUACUUCAAUCGGCUGGAGAACCACAAGCCUGUUCAUGCCAUAGAGGACAUGCUGGUCAGAAACGGGGCACUUAACACACGCUACAAGGCCAUUCAGCGCAGUCUCUACGACACAUAUAUGAGGAACUGGCUCCUUCACUUCCCUCUGAAACAGAUCCACAUUGUGGAUGGGGACAUGCUGAUUCAUAACCCUUUGUCAGAGCUGCGAAAGGUGGAGCAUUUCCUCGAGCUGCCACCACGGAUAGUGGCCUCCAACUUCUACUUCAACCAGACCAAGGGCUUCUACUGCAUCCGCAGCGAUGGGAGAGAAAGAUGCCUGCAUGAGUCCAAAGGGCGACCUCAUCCUCCAGUGAACAGCACGGUUCUGGAGCAGCUCCGCUCCUACUUCCGCCAGCACAAUCACAAUUUCUACCAGCUGGUUGGACGCUCUUUUAACUGGGGCUAGUGCAGGGGAAUAACUGGGCCUGUUUUAGGUUCGUUGCCCGUAGUAAAGUUUCCUUGCCAACUUAUAAAGUUAUUGGAUUAUUAUCAGUAAUGUUGAGCCAGGGUGCAGGUGGAUGCCUUUGAACUCAUAUUGUGACUGCAGACUAAAUCUGCAAUGAGAAAAUUGUAAUCAUUAAGAAAAUUAUUGAACAAUUCAUUUAAUUUAUAAAUAAAUAUAUAUUGUGGGAUCACCCCCAGAGCAUUGAUCCUCUGUACUAUAAGCAAGUUACUGAAGGAGGACUGAAACAAAACAUUUUGUGAUCUCAUGGGCCUUUUUUUUCCUUCAUUUGAUAUUCUUGUACUUGAUAAUAAAUGGUUCUGUUUCCAUAACUGGAAAA